Messenger RNA from Haplochromis burtoni (Burton's mouthbrooder), 1112 nucleotides. RefSeq lists its product as uncharacterized. The record is from RefSeq and is a predicted model, not a curated record. Lineage: Eukaryota; Metazoa; Chordata; Actinopteri; Cichliformes; Cichlidae.
UAAAGAGCUAAUAAAUGCUGUUGUUACACGUGCCUCCAAAGAGGCAAAGGUGUCGCCGUCUGACAUGAUUCAGCAGCGCCUCUUCACAGCUCUGUGGGCACAAGUUGAGCAAAAGCCUCUCAAAAUCACACAAAGGGGGAUUAAAAAACUUGAAAAGGUGAUUUUUAAAGACAUCACAAAGCGGCUGGACAUUAGCCCUGAUCUCGUGAUCAUUGCGCUAGCCGUAGGUCAGCCGUACCUAGAGGUGAUCAUCUCCAUAUUUGAAGAUCACCUCUUCCGUAAAAACCUACUGGCAAGGUUCUUCUCCUGGUGCGUUAGAGCCGAGGAUGACGAGGACGAACAAACUAAAGCCAUUUCUCAAACACUUUUAGAAGAAUUUAAAAGUAAUAUAUUUCCAAUAGUGGAGAAAAAAUCAUCAUCUGGCAUUACUGUCAGCGAUUAUGAUGAUGAUGAAGAAGAAUGUGUGAGCGCACUCAUUGAUGCUGUGCUCACACGGGCUGCGAAGAAUUCGCACUACAAACCUUCUAAAAAACUCCACAGGUACCUGUUAAAACACGUGUUGUCUGACAACAGGAUCAAAGAUCUUCAUAUACAUAAAAAAAAACUGAAAGAUCUCGACAGGGCCAUUUACCAAGAGCUACGUCAGAAAACAUUCUGUAAAGAAAAACAUUUACUGAUGUUACUGAACGACGAGGACCCAGUGUUGAGAAAACUGACGGUCGAUAUCAUUAAAAAUCACCUGAUCGACACUAUGCAGAAUCCAGCCCUGUGUGAAGCUGAAGAGGCUGAAAAUUACAGGUUAUCUGUGGAAACCUCUAUCAAGAAGGUGGUGACGCGUGUCAUUAACAAUGCCAGUUCACCUUGCUGUACUGAAAAAGUUGAUGCCAUCACCCAACGGCUGUUCAUAAAACUCUGGCCUAGACUUAAAAAAAUCAAAAUCGACAAUGUGAUAUUCCUCAGUGAUAUGGUUUACAGCUCUUUAAUAGAGAAAUGGAAAGAGCCAGAUGUCAUACUGACAUUCAUGGAAUUAGGCCACAAACAUACAGAUGAUGUAAUUGUAAAGGUUUUCAAGGAGCAUGCCAUCACUGUAUUGGAAAGUGAACAUUUCAUCG